GGAGGGAGCCUCUGCCGGAAACUCUGGGGGAGCGACUGCGGCCAGCGGUUGCACAGGGUGGCCUCCAAUGGGCGGACAGGUGAGCACUUCCGACAGCUUCCAGAGCCUGCCGUGCACCACAAAUGCGGACUGGAUGUCGGCACUGUGCCCAGUGCUCUGGGACGUGCCCCUCCACCAGCUCUCCAUCCCAGGAAGCCAUGACACCAUGACCUACUGCCUGAACAAGACAUCGCCCAUCUCCCAGACCCAGUCCCGGCUGCUGCAGCUCCUGGGCAAGGUCCUACCCUGCAUCACCCGCCCCGUGGUGCUCCGGUGGUCCACCACCCAGGUGCUGGGUGUCACGGAGCAGCUAGACGCGGGUGUGCGGUACCUGGACCUGCGGAUCGCACACAUGCAUGACGGCUCCGAGAAGAACCUGCACUUUGUGCACAUGGUGUACACGACGGCGCUGGUGGAGGACACGCUCACGGAGAUCUCUGAGUGGCUGGAGAGCCACCCCCGGGAGGUGGUCAUCCUAGCGUGCAGGGACUUCGAGGGCAUGACGGACGGCCUGCAUGAGUACCUGGUCGCCUGCAUCAGGAACAUCUUUGGGGACAUGCUGUGUCCGCGAGGGGAGGUGCCGACACUGAACCAGAUGUGGUCAUGCGGCCAGCAGGUCAUUCUGUCCUACGAGGAGGACAGCGUUGUGAACCGGCACGUGGAGCUGUGGCCUGGGAUCCCCUACUGGUGGGGCGACCAGGUGAAACCCCAGGAGCUCAUCCGCUACCUGGAAAGCAUGAAGAGCUGCGGCCGCCCAGACGGGCUGUUCGUGGCGGGCAUCAACCUGACGGAGAACCUGGCGUACGUCCUCGGGCACCCGACCGAGUCCCUCAGGAAGAUGACACUCCCCAGCCUGCCGUACCUCCGUGCGUGGGUCCGGGAGCAGUGCCCGGGGCCGGGCGCUCAGUGCACCAACAUCAUAGCGGGUGACUUCAUCGGGGCGGACACGUUCGUGGGCGACGUCAUAAGACUCAACGAGAAGUUGCUUCGAUGCUGACCCCUUCUGUAGCUCCCGUGGGGUGC
Messenger RNA from Lontra canadensis (Northern American river otter), 1062 nucleotides. RefSeq names its product phosphatidylinositol specific phospholipase C X domain containing 1 (gene PLCXD1). Gene Ontology annotation, molecular function: phosphoric diester hydrolase activity. The transcript is spliced from 7 exons. Gene Ontology annotation, biological process: lipid metabolic process. Lineage: Eukaryota; Metazoa; Chordata; Mammalia; Carnivora; Mustelidae. The record is from RefSeq and is a predicted model, not a curated record. Bases 68 to 1036 code for a protein of 322 amino acids.